AUGAGUAACGACGAAGCAGAUUUAAAUGGAGUUGAAGGACGACUGUUGGCGUUGGCUGGAUCACCUUCUCAGUAUAUCAAAUUAAAUGUUGGCGGUGCAUUGUACCAAACAACUAUAUCCACUUUAACAAAACAUGAUUCCAUGCUUCGCGCUAUGUUUUCCGGUCGAAUAGAGAUCUUAACUGAUAGUGAUGGUUGGGUAUUAAUUGAUCGCAAUGGAAAGCAUUUUGGAACGAUUUUGAAUUUUUUAAGAGACGGUUAUGUUCCAUUACCGGAAUGUCGUGUUGAAACAGCUGAAAUACUGGCUGAAGCGAAAUAUUAUCUUAUUCAGGACUUAGUACAGCUAUGUCAAAGUUGGCUAAAAGUGAUAACAAAGGAAGACAUUGAACCUGCCGGUAUCUACAAGGUUCCACUUGUUAAUACCAAAAAGGAUUGCGACCGUAUUGUGACUAGUACUACAAAGCCUGUUAUAAAGCUUCUAAUUAAUCGACAUAACAACAAAUAUUCGUAUACUUCUCAAUCGGAUGAUAAUUUAAUGAAGAAUUUAGAACUAUUUGAUCGACUUGUUACACGAUUUAAUGAUCGUGUUCUCUUUGUAAAAGAUAUGGGUGCAGAGAAUGCAGAAGUAUGCCAGUGGACAUUCUUUGGACAAGGCAGAAAAAAAGCCGAAAUAUGUUGUACAUCGAUAGUUUAUGCUACUGAUAGAAAGCAAACAAAAGUCGAAUUCCCAGAAGCUCGAAUCUAUGAAGAAGCAAUGAACGUUUUACUAUUUGAAGAACGACAUGUUUGUAUUCGUUGUGGUGGUGAAGGGGGGAGCUGUUCACCACCACGUGGCCUUUCUACAUCACAGUUGCAACUUCCUCCAUUUAUUUAUUCGUCUCACAGCGCUUCGGUUUCGCCACAGUGUACUUCACCUGCUUUAUUUGGUACUGAUGUGCCAGGAAAUAGCGGGCAGGAUGAUCGACGUCGUGCUUCAAGGCUGGUUGACGGACGCUCAAAUAGUCUUGUUGUAACAGCCAUUAGCGAAGAUGCAACUUGA
This is a messenger RNA of Brugia malayi, 1038 nucleotides long. Its product is annotated as K channel tetramerization domain containing protein. Lineage: Eukaryota; Metazoa; Nematoda; Chromadorea; Rhabditida; Onchocercidae. Gene Ontology annotation, molecular function: protein binding. Gene Ontology annotation, biological process: protein homooligomerization. The transcript is spliced from 7 exons. The record is from RefSeq and is a predicted model, not a curated record. The coding region runs from base 1 to 1038 and encodes 345 amino acids.